AUGGUCUCACAUGCCCAGAGGCCCUCGCAUGCGCCCUCCAACUCGCGCUCCUCGCAUCCCUCGUCCACCACGCCUGGAGGCCACUCCAAGAAGCCCUCGUCAUCUUCCUUGUCCAAUCAAAAUGGCCAUCCUCGCGACCAGCGCCCGAGCAGAGAAGGCACCGCCCAAAAGGCCGCCCAAGAUGUCGCCGGCCUCAAGGACUACCAGCUGGGCGACUGCUUGGGCAAAGGCGCCUUUGGCAGCGUCUACCGCGCCCUCAAUUGGGGCACUGGCGAGACGGUCGCUAUCAAGCAGGUCCGCCUCGAAAACCUGGGCGCCGCAGAUCUCAAGAACAUGGAGAUGGAAAUUGACCUACUCAAGAACCUCAACCACCCCAACAUUGUCAAGUACCAUGGCUUCGUGAGGAGCUCAGAGAGCCUGUAUAUUAUUCUAGAGUACUGCGAGAAUGGAUCGUUGCACAGCAUCUGCAAAAACUUUGGAAAAUUCCCCGAGAACCUCGUCGCGCUCUACAUGUCCCAGGUCCUGCACGGACUUCUCUACCUACACGAGCAGGGUGUCAUACACCGAGACAUCAAGGGUGCCAACAUUCUAACAACAAAAGAGGGCUUGGUCAAGUUGGCCGAUUUUGGCGUAGCAACAAAGCAGUCGGGUCUAGACCAGUCGAGCGUUGUGGGCACGCCCUACUGGAUGGCUCCAGAAGUCAUUGAACUUUCUGGCGCCACCACUUCGUCAGACAUAUGGAGCCUCGGAUGUACCGUCAUCGAGCUGAUUGAGGGAAAGCCGCCGUACCACAAACUACAGCCCAUGCAGGCCCUAUUCAGAAUCGUCAAUGACGAGCACCCGCCAAUCCCUGGCAGCGCGUCUCCACUUCUGCGUGAAUUUCUCAUGGAGUGCUUCCAGAAGAACCCCACACUCCGUAUCUCUGCCAAACGUCUUCUCAAGCACCCGUGGAUCCUCAGCGCCAAGCGCACUGUCCCCGCGGUACCCACAAAACCUACCGAAUACCAAGAAGCAGUCAAGUCCGUGCAAGAGUGGAAUGAAGCCCUAAAGUCGCCCAAUUCACUACGUAGGACUUCUCGCUUUUCUGGUGUACAUAGGUCCUCUCCUUCAGCACCAAACGGUCCCGGCGCAGUGUCCCGUAGGGCAGCGGUCAAUGUCAACCUCAACAUAUCAAAGCACAGACCUACCGCAGAGUCAUUCCGUUCUCCCGAGCUAGAUCACGACGAUAAUUGGGAUAAGGAUUUUGCUGAAAGCAUAUCCCCCCGUGCCCUGCAGAUGCCACACCUCAAGCCCCAGGAUAACUUUGGUGGUCUCUUCUCGGGCGACAGGCUGAAGGCCUUUGCCAGUUUCGAGUCGGUCACCGAAACGGCGGAUUUUGGGGAUGGAGAAGCUACGGUAAAGAGCCCAAAGAGCAUGCAACAGUACCAGAGUCUUCCAAAAGCGCCGGGCCAGAGAGGAAGUGAAAGAGCGAACAGAGCAAGCGCCAAAUCUAGCAGCACUGGCCGAUCUUCAAGGUCAGCAUCGAGUGCCACCGAUUCAGAGUUUGAGGAUAGGCACGAGGUACAGCCAAGAACGGCAUUCCUUCGCGCAACACCACGGUCCACGCAGCCUCUCAGGCCGAGGACUGCAGCACCAGCGCGGCCCAGCCAGCUAUUCCGUGAAGAUACUAUUGAGGACUAUUCGGAUCUUAUGCCAGCUGACGAGAAUGCCUUUGCACGCAAAUUGGCGUCAAUGCAGUACGCUCAACCGCCCGCUAUGCAGCCCAAGCAAGCAGCCGCUACCAACAACUCGCCGUCUGAUAAUUUCUCUCCCCGACUCUUCCAUCCAAGCGACUUGAGGGCAGGUCCAAAGUCAACACGAGACUUGAAGUCAAGUGGAAACAUUCACCAAAGAUCAUCGAGCUCGACGUCGAAUCGCAAGUUGCACCGGACACAAUCUGAGAUUGAAAUUCAAAAGUAUGCCGAGGAUGAAGGAGAUGACUUCUCAGAUGUCUUUGGUGACAUUAAAGGUCGUCUUGCUAACCCUACUCGAGCCGAAAGCGACAGUGGAAGUGAACACAGCAGUCUUGCCAUGAUUACAUCGAAAAUGGCAAGUUCGUUCACCAUUGCCGAUGAAGAUGAUCUUGAUCCAUUUGCCAACCUGGACGAAGGCCUUGACAACAUCAACCUGGAGAACAAUGUUGCCCGCGACCGGGAUGAUCGACUGACAAAGAUGACAGAAGGCCUCGUCGGUUGCUUGAAGAUCAGCCAGCCAGAUGACGAGCUUCUGGAGAUUGCAGACCAACUAUUGCAAGUACUAUAUGAAUCACCAGACAAACGGUCAAUCAUCCUGCGAAGCCAUGGUAUGCUGCCCAUCUUGGAAAUCCUCGGGACCCGGCCACACAACGAAGUAGUUCUACCACUUCUGAAGAUCAUCAAUCUCAUCAUCCUGGAAGAUGCCGAGUCGCAAGAGAGUUUAUCUUUCCUAGGAGGAAUCCCAACAAUCUGCCACUUUGCCUCCAAGAAGUUUCCAAGUGACAUCCGGAAAGAGGCUGCGGCGUUUGUGCGACAAAUGUACCAGACAAGCACCCUGACAUUGCAAAUGUUCAUUGGAUGUGGAGGUAUUAAUGUACUUGUCGAAUUUCUGGAAGAGGACAUUGACGCUGAACGCGACUUGGUGCUCAUUGGUGUCAAUGGUGUUUAUGGUGUGUUUGAAUUACAGGGGCCAACGCCAAAGAACGACUUUUGCCGCAUCUUCUCAAGAUCGAGCGUGCUGUAUCCGCUCAGCUUAGUCUUAAAUCGUAUGGUUGAGGAAGAUGGCGAGGUUGCACGACUCAUUGUGGGCAGAAUUGUUCAGAUUUUCCUCAUCUUCUCACAGGCAGAGAGCCAUGUCAAGGACCUUGUGGCGGAUCGGAUGAUUCUAAAGCGCGUUCUCAAAGACCUUCGCAAAAUGGCUCCACCACACCAAAUCACUAUGCUCAAAUUCAUCAAGAAUCUGAGCUCCCUCUCUUCUACCCACGAGGCCCUCCAAAACUCCAAUGCCAUCGACAUUCUUAUCGAUCUGCUAAAGGCUACUCGGCAAAAGGACGCACUGAGCCGUAGCCAGAGUCGAUCUACAUUCGACCCCAAACGGCUACCGCCUUUCCACCGCGAAAUCUCUAAUCAAAUCCUCAACACAAUGUACAACUUGUGUCGACAUAAUAAGAGCAGACAAGAGGAGGCUGCCUUGUCCGACAUCAUUCCCUUGCUCAAAGAUGUCGUGCGUGAAGGCGGACCUCUCAAGGAGUUUGCCUUGCCUGUGCUAUUGGAGAUGGUCAACUCUGGCAAGGUAGCACGUAAGAUGCUGUGGGAUGCAAAGGGUCUUGCGUUUUACGUAUCACUGUUGGGCGACCGCAAUUGGGCUGUGACUGCCCUGGAUGCCAUCUUCGUUUGGCUUCAGGAAGAGACAGCUCGCGUCGAGCAAUACCUCCUUUCUCCUCAAUCGAACUUCACGGCUGCCGUCAUCUCUGCAUACACCUCUGCCGAUCUGCCGCACUCCACGUUUGAGAACAUGCUGGAGCCUUUACAGAAGGUAGUCCGUUUAUCACCACCUAUCGCUGCUUCGCUUGCCGUGCCAGAGAUCUUCAGUCGCACUGAACAGAAGCUUGGGCACAAGGAUGCUGUAACGCGUCUCAACUUUCUUCGUAUUCUUCGCACAAUUUGCGAUGCAAAGGAUGAAGGAUGCUGGCUCGUGCGCGCUUUUGGCUGCUACGAGCGCAUCACCUGGCUCAUGGAACACGAUGCUGCCGUGCUAGUGAGGCAAAUGGCUGAAGAGCUUGUUCGGGCUUGCGAUGAAGUUGAACUCUCGGGUAUCAACAAAGGUUCCAACGGCAAGCGGAGUCUCAGUCGCGCAUCUACUAAUAACCUAAACCUACGGCGUCCUACUUCUUCAGCUGGCCGACGCGACGGCUCCGGCUCAAGUACAGGUUCUACUAUGAUUGGUAGCGGUAUGGGACUGACACCACCUACACCAAACUCCCUCAAGAACACAUUCAUGUUGCCGCCUAUGAAUGGCACGCCUACAUCACUAGGCAGUGGGCGCGACCGCAUCACACGCUCUCAGUCCUCGAAUGGAAUGUGGGAUCUCGCCGAAGACCCCACCACUGUCCUUCCUCCAUCUUCUGGUCGUUCUAAGCCACCAGCUCUAGCACGCAGCUCUACUUCCUUUGCUGCUGUUCCGGGCACACCUGCUGCAGCCCGGACACCAUCUCGUCCACCGUCUCGUGACGCUGCGUCUUCGCUCGCUCGUAUAGAAGCGAACAACUCCAACAGCAAAUCCAACUCUCGUCUCCCUAAAGCCCGCCAAGGACGUCUAAGUGAAGCAGUAAAUAGGAGACGACAAAGUACCGUUGGUGAAAAUGAUGCUCCCAUGAACGCAACACCAACCCCGACACCAACAAACGCUGCACCCCCUCUUCCGCGACUUCAAAUAGUAAGACGUAGGAGAGAGACAAGUGGUGGGGAAUUGAGUACCCCGGUGCGUAAAGCGACUGCGGAUUAG
This is a messenger RNA of Bipolaris maydis ATCC 48331, 4518 nucleotides long. RefSeq lists its product as uncharacterized. NCBI's taxonomy places the organism in Eukaryota, Fungi, Ascomycota, Dothideomycetes, Pleosporales, Pleosporaceae. Gene Ontology annotation, biological process: protein phosphorylation. The record is from RefSeq and is a predicted model, not a curated record. Gene Ontology annotation, molecular function: protein kinase activity; ATP binding.